AAUUAGACUAAAUAGACAGUAAAGUUUAAACCCUUCUUAUAAAAUAAAAUCUAAACAAAAAUAUUUUUUGGAAAAGGACUGUAGGCAAUCAUGCUGUAAUUUUCAAAAAUGAAUUUUAGAGCCAAAAAAAAUUAGAAAAGAAAAUAUACUAGUUCUGGAAAUCAGAUUUUCUAUAGCUUUUAUUUUAGUGCUUUGGAUAUCUUUCCAAAGAAAUCACAGCAAUUUUUAAUUAAAUCAGUCAAAAUAUCUACAGCAUAGUCUUUAAAAGGAAAAAAAAAAAACAAAGUUACAUCACUAACCAAUCAACCCUAUUAUUUACUAUAUCUUUUUGUCAACUAGUUAUAUCAUUUAGUUUUUUUCUAAAUAUAUCUUUCUACAAUGAAUUGAACCAAUAAAUUUUGUGGUUAAUUGGGCAUGCUGUAUCCUCUUGUUUAUUGUAUAUAUAUGUAGAAAUCAUCAUUAUAGGAUUUCCUAAGACUUCAAUUAAAUAUCAAUCUCUCUGUUAUCAUAUCUUCUUUCUCCUCUUUUCUUUUGAUCAGUCAAAAUAAUACAAUGAGAUCGGAAUCUGAAACACUAGAAGAUCAGCCAAAACCCCUUACAGUAGAAGAGAUGAAACAACGAAAAGAGGACCUGAGAGCAUGCUUCAUACUCUGCUAUUUUGUCCUCGUGAUAUGUUGGUUUUUGAUACUUUUCAGUAUGCUAGUGCCCGAGAUCAAAAUAGUUCAUAUGAGUUUUACAACCGAGCUUAAUAAUAAUAGUACAACACAACAAGUUCAUUAUCUUCCUCUAGUUAGUGCUAGAUGGGAUUUACUGAUAAGAGUGCCUGGAAAACUUGUUGGUGAUUACAUAUGCCUCCAAGGAAACCUCCAAGCCUCUUUUCUUUACAAGAAUGUUACUCUUGUUACGUCCUCUGUCCAAAGUUACGGGAAACUCGAAGUAGGCAUGCCUCAACUUCUCAAUAUUUCUGCGGCUGCUACUGAAGAAGAUUUGGGAGGUGCAGCUGGCAUGGGAGAGAUUAUGGAGGCUAUAAAAGAGAGGACUGAUUUGCGGUUUGGAUCGCGGUUGUCACUUACGGAUUGUAGGGAGGAGACAGAGGAAGGUACACUGAGCUAUGACUGCGAUGAAACCAUGUUGAAGUUUGAGCAAGGCUCAAAUCAUAUUAAGGCGACUACUUUCGGGAAGCACGCAAGUUGCAUUGUUAAUCUUUAGUUUCCUAAGUUGUUAAGUCAUCACUACAUUUGUGAUUUACUUAAUACUUUCAUUCGGAUUUGGCUUCUUGAUUUUGUUGUCGUUAUUUUAAUUUCUAGUUCUCCUUUGAGAUUGUUGUUUGAUCUCUCUCUUUUGACUUGUUAAUUUAUUUAUCAGGCAAACAACUGUUGAUAUACAUACUAUA
Messenger RNA from Brassica napus (rape), 1393 nucleotides. RefSeq lists its product as uncharacterized. NCBI's taxonomy places the organism in Eukaryota, Viridiplantae, Streptophyta, Magnoliopsida, Brassicales, Brassicaceae. The transcript has 2 exons. The coding region runs from base 553 to 1209 and encodes 218 amino acids. The record is from RefSeq and is a predicted model, not a curated record.